Lithohypha guttulata is the source of this 1329-nucleotide messenger RNA. RefSeq lists its product as uncharacterized. Gene Ontology annotation, molecular function: RNA-3'-phosphate cyclase activity. Gene Ontology annotation, cellular component: nucleus. Lineage: Eukaryota; Fungi; Ascomycota; Eurotiomycetes; Chaetothyriales; Trichomeriaceae. The transcript has a single exon. The record is from RefSeq and is a predicted model, not a curated record. The coding region runs from base 1 to 1329 and encodes 442 amino acids. Gene Ontology annotation, biological process: RNA processing.
AUGAACAUGCCUUCGAUCAAGCCUGUGGUCCUCGAUGGUUCGACCCUCGAAGGUGGUGGACAACUCGUACGCGUGGCCCUUACGCUCUCGGCUAUCACAGGUAUACCAGUGUCAAUACACAACAUCCGUGCCAAUAGGGCGCCGCAUGGUCAUCGAAGCUCUCAUCAAAGCAAACGAAACGACGUAAAUCACAACAAAGCAAAGUUUGAGGGAGGUUUGAAGGAGAGUCAUUUGGCUGCACUAAAAUGGCUGGCAUAUCAGUGCGACGCCUAUGUUGAAGGCGCAGAAGUUGGGAGUCGAGAAUGUGUUUUCGUGCCUGGAAAAGGGAGUGUAUCGGCAAGAAGUAACAGGCAGGAGACGACAAUUAGACAGGGGGACAAUUCAGGUUCAUCGAAUUUCGAUGGGAAUGUGAUUGAGCUACACAGUCCAGGCAGCGUAUGGCUGAUUCUACAGGCACUAUUGCCUUACCUCAUAUUCGGUAGACAGCAGGUACAGAGUGAGACAGAUACACUGGCACAAGAAGCAUACACCGAACUCGUUCUUCGAGGCGGUACAAACGUGUCUAAAUCAAUGUCAGGUGAAUAUGUCCAGCAGGUCUUGCUGCCAACACUACACAACAUUGGUUUACCAAAGAUCGAUGUCGAAGUAGUCAAACGUGGCUGGGCAGGCAAUGCACCUGCAAUUGGUGAAGUCAAAGUUCGUGUUCCCCAGCCGCCUCCUGGCGGGUUCAAGUUGCCCCCAUUUGAGAUCACCGAGUGGGGAUAUAUCGAUCACAUAUCGGUGAGCAUCGUUGCUGGCUCGGCUAACGCGCGGCAUACGCUGAAGGCCGAGCUCGAGAACACGAUAGCCGAGCAUUUCGGUCGAGACCUGAUGAUAGUCUUCGUACCUGGGGAGGAUUCGGGAGACUCGCGUCGUUUGUAUAUUCUGCUAGUUGCACACACCAGCACCAACAGGGUGUUAGGGCGCGACUUCCUGGGAACAGGGAAGAGGCCAAAGAAUGCUACUGAGGAAGUGAGGAUCUUGCAGGGUGCUUGUCAAACUAUAGUCAAGGAUCUAAAGAAAGAGAUCGAGGGAGAUCAUUGCGUUGACGAGUACCUGCAGGACCAGUUAGUCGUCUUCCAAGCGCUUGCCAGCGGCAGGAACGUGGUCGAUGGUUGGAGCGGAAGAGAUGUAGAGCAAAGAGAAGGUCACGAUGAGGAGUGUGGAGACACAGGUGGUAGUCUUCACACCAGGACUAUAAGAUGGGUUUGUAGGAAGAUGAUGUCGAGGCUUCAGGGAGGUGUUGAAUUCGAGGCAGGUGGCAUUUGCACUGGCAUCAGCCAAGGCUAA